AUGGCCGGGCGCAUGCGCUACCAAGUUCGUCGUCUCGCUCUGCCAUCCUCAUCGGCAAACCAUCAUUCAGGAUGUGAGGCCCGAACCUACACCUGCACCGCAACCACCACCUACACCGAUGCCGACUACGGGUACGGCUGGUAUCAAUUCGGCAGGAUGCCACCCCAAAAAGUCCAGCCGCAAUACAUAACCCUCCGCACAGCGAGCGCAAAGUCGUCCGUCGUCUCCAGUGUCUCGAGUGCGACGUCCACAGCAUCAAACGCGAGAGAUUCGAAAACAAGACCCAAAGAAGCCGCCGCCUCAACAACAACAACAACAACAACGUCAACCCAAGACACAAGCCGUUCCGGCCUCUUCUGGGAGUCCGCCGGUCUCGACAUCGAGCCCCGCUGGGCCCGACAACCCGACAUCGACGCCAUCGCCCAAGUCGUCCGCCGCCACCUCGGAAUAACCUCCCCCUCGCAAUGCGUCGUUACCUUUCACUCCUCCGGCACCUACAACAAGCUCUACCACGUAAACUCCCCAGCCCAUGGCCGCUACCUCAUGCGCGUCAUUCUUCCCGUCGACCCGCACAACAAGACCCGAGGCGAGGUUGCCUCGCUCCAGCUCGUGCGGUGCAAGACCGACAUUCCCGUUCCCGUGGUGGUGGCCUAUGACGAUACGAGUGAUAACGAGAUUGGGUUCGAAUGGAUCUUGAUGGAGCUGUUGGAAGGACAACCGGCGCAUUUGCGAUGGAGAAAGAUGAACAUGCGGCAGAAGGAGAGAUUGGUGGGAAGGAUGGCCGAAUUCCAGGCGCAGCUGUCGAGGUGCGGGAAUAUGACGGAAUCGGGGUUUAGGGGAAUAGGCACGCUGGGAGCUACCUCCAGGGGAGACAGCGACUUUGUGGACCUGAUGAUGCCCGAGCCUGGGCCCAUGGUCUCUCCAGUGUUCUUUACGGGGGAGCGUUGGCAUUAUCCGGUGUCGAGAGGGCCGUUCCAAUCAAGCCACGACUGGCUUAGGUCCUACCUCAGCGUCAUCAUCAAGGAGCACAGCGCUACUCUUGCUCAGCCACCGCCCAGAAUCCCCGACGAUACAGACCGCGAGAAAAGGGAAUCAGCCGAAGGUGUUACUCGAGUCGCCCGCAAGUUAGCCCGCCUCUUGCACAAACUCUUCCCGCAGCUUGUGCACCCACCAGAGCGUACAGCCCUUUGGCACGGCGACUCCCUGUCACUCGAUAACAUCCUCGUCGACGAAAACGGGCGCAUCACGGGUGUCGUGGACUGGGAAUGCGUGUCGACGAUGCCGCGGUGGGUAUCCACACAGUUCCCCGAGUUCCUGCGCGGCGGUGUUGAGCGCGAAGAGGAGCCGCACCGGAGCCGGUAUGCCGACGUGUUCAGUGACGAGGAGGCCUCGGAGGAAGGACAGGAUGGUGGCGUUGAGGAUGUUCCGGACAACGAAGGAAAGACGGAGCUGUACUGGAUACACCUAAUGGAAUACGAGCAGACGCAGCUGAGGAGGGUUUACAGCGCCAGGAUGGGCCAGUUGAUGGGUCACGGGUGGGAUGCGGAAGUCGAGGAGGCCGCGCUCAAGGUGGACUUUCUAGGCGCGGUAGCCAAGUGCGCGCAGGGCUUGUACCUCAAGAGAAUCGAGCAAUGGGUGGAUGCGGUAGAAGGCAAGGAGUUUGUUAGGUUGGGGGAUGUGUUGAGAGGGGGUGUGGCGGGGAGAAAGGAUUCGAAUGCGUCGACUACUUCGGGGCCGACAGACACCAGAACAACGCCGGGAAUAACAACAAUAAAAACAACGGCGACAUUGAGCCCGAAGCGCGGGACGGAAAAUCAACGGCCACGGUUUUCCAUGACCAAAAUCUAUUGA
This is a messenger RNA of Neurospora hispaniola, 1851 nucleotides long. RefSeq names its product phosphotransferase enzyme family-domain-containing protein. The transcript has a single exon. NCBI's taxonomy places the organism in Eukaryota, Fungi, Ascomycota, Sordariomycetes, Sordariales, Sordariaceae. Bases 1 to 1851 code for a protein of 616 amino acids. The record is from RefSeq and is a predicted model, not a curated record.